Messenger RNA from Penicillium vulpinum, 927 nucleotides. RefSeq lists its product as uncharacterized. Gene Ontology annotation, biological process: regulation of transcription by RNA polymerase II. Gene Ontology annotation, cellular component: chromatin. Gene Ontology annotation, molecular function: RNA polymerase II cis-regulatory region sequence-specific DNA binding; DNA-binding transcription factor activity, RNA polymerase II-specific. The record is from RefSeq and is a predicted model, not a curated record. The transcript has 4 exons. The coding region runs from base 1 to 927 and encodes 308 amino acids. NCBI's taxonomy places the organism in Eukaryota, Fungi, Ascomycota, Eurotiomycetes, Eurotiales, Aspergillaceae.
AUGUCCGCCUUCAGCAACCCAUAUACCACCACUAUCCCGCCUCCAUUUUACCCUAAAUGUCCUACUUCCCUACCCUCGACAUUAGAAAACCCCAGCAACAACGCAAUCCAAACAGAACUGUAUCCCAGCCCUGUCAAUGUUACCUCAUCUCGCCAAUCAAACGCCCACCGUGUCAGCAAAGCAAUGAAAGGGAAGCGAGUCCACGCCUGCGAGUACCCUGGAUGUUCAAAGGUUUUUACCAGAGCCGAACAUCGCAGACGACAUGAACUCAGCCAUGAGCCUAAGAAGAAGUAUCCUUGCACUUUCAAAGGCUGUCAAAAGGCAUUCCAUCGCUCGGACUACUUGAGUCAGCACAUGGGUCGCCACACAACUUCAGCACCAAAGGAAAAUACGUCAUACGCCCACAGCUACUCGGCUCGUCAAGGAAACAUGCAACAACAGGUCCAGUCGCAACCAGCCAAUUCACCUCCAAUUCCCUUCCAAGCCGAUACUACCAACGAUUAUUCCGGGCUAUGGGGAGGAAGCAUGGAUUCCUCAAUGUCAUGUCCCCAGUAUGCCAGAGGCCAUAGCCAGUCUUCCGCAUCUGUUGAUGACUACCCGUCCCCCUACUCCUACACGAACGAGAUGUGCAGUUCACCCGUCGCAAGCGACUGCUUUACGAACCCUCCAUACCCCACUUCCGGCAUGCCAGUAGAGAUGGUUACUGCCAUUGAUCAAUACCUCCGGAGCAUCCUGAAACCCGAAGCGUUUUCGUCGCACCAGCAGAUGGACCCUGCAAUUUGGAGCUCGGAUAUCGAUAUCGAUCCUACAUUGACUAAGGUCGAGAGUCCUGACCAAUUGCCGCUCUGUGCAUGGCCCCCUGCCCACAACUUGCAAUACGAGGAUUAUCCAUUGCAGAUGCACCACCAGCUGUCGAGCGACUGCUGA